AUGAGAAACCAAGAAUCGGAGGGAGCAAAUCCGGAUUUGGAAUCCGACUCGAAUCGAAAUGGCAAUUUGAAAAUCGCACAAAGCGACCAAAGUCUUGUUACAGUUCUCGACGACAUCAAAUCUUCCAAAUCAAAGGCUGUUAUUAACUACGGAGCUUCGUGGUGUGGAGUCUGUAGCCAGAUAUUCCCAGCGUUCCAAGAGCUAAGCAAGAGUUUUCAAGGGCUUAAGUUCGUGUAUGCAGAUAUCGACGAGUGCCCUGAAACCACCAGUCAAAUCCGUUACACUCCGACGUUUCAGUUUUACAGAGACGGCGAAAAAGUCGACGAGAUGUAUGGCGCUGGUGAAGAUAGGCUCCGUGAUCGUCUUUGGCUUCACUCUUGA
Molecule: messenger RNA, 381 nt
Organism: Microthlaspi erraticum
Lineage: Eukaryota; Viridiplantae; Streptophyta; Magnoliopsida; Brassicales; Brassicaceae
Source: the annotation of a GenBank genome assembly